AUGGCAACAAAUUACAAGAGCUGCCCACUCAAGAAACGCCCGAUCGUUUAUGUGAAAGAGGAAACUCACCAAUAUGACUCACUUGCAGUAACCAAACCCGAGUUCACUGAGAAUGAACAGCCCGAGGAUUUAUCAUUAAAACGCAAAUCUGCUGACGAUGAUCUGGUGGAUUACGUCGUACCAGCAAAACGUGAAUAUGUUUUGAAUUUGUCUAAGAAUGUUGAUACAACCGGAAGUAUACAAUACAAAUAUCGUCCAGAAACACCAAUCUCCUGCAACACUGAAUAUUAUGCCAGUUCAGCUAUGUUAUCGCCACAAACUGAUAUGGAAGGUUCAGUGGAAUAUGAAACUACAAACAUACAUUUACGAGGAUUAACAGCUACAACAAAUCCAUACAGUUCGGCAUUUGUAAUGGCUGCUGGUUGUAAUCCAAUGACUGCACUCUGGACUACAUAUCAACCAAAUAUAAGUAACAUAUAUCCAUCGCCUGCUUCAUCCAUAGCAUCCACUGCAUCUAUCUCAUCUCCAAGACUACCAGCAUACAACUACCAACAAAUCACGCCACCAUCAAGUCCUGGCUCGGAUGUUAGUUCCGAACCAGAAGAUCUUUCGGUGCGCAAUGAUAUACCAUUACCGGCAUUGUUUCACUUAUUCGAAGAAGCACCAACAGAUGCCAACUUAACACAAAAAAGCAAUCAUUACACCACUUGCGGAAAUUCUGUCAGCAACGGACCAGCUUUGAACGCUAUACCAAAGAAUUACCGUUUUAAGUGCGAAAAAUGUAACAAAAUGUAUUCAACAUCAAUUGGCCUAUCAAAGCAUCAACAGUUCCAUUGUCCAGCGGCCGAAUGCAACCAAGAGAAGAAACAACAUUCCUGUGAAGAAUGUGGUAAACUUUACACAACCAUCGGUGCUCUGAAGAUGCACAUUCGCACACAUACACUACCAUGUCGUUGUAAUAUAUGUGGAAAAGCCUUCUCCAGGCCAUGGUUACUCCAAGGACAUAUACGCACACACACUGGAGAGAAGCCAUUCCAGUGUCCAGAUUGCCCACGCUCAUUCGCUGAUCGUUCCAAUUUGCGUGCCCAUCAACAAACACACGUCUUCAUCAAGAAGUACGUCUGCAAAAUAUGCAACAAAUCCUUCUCGCGUAUGUCCUUGCUAAACAAACACAUGAGCACAAACUGCACCAUUGCAAUUGCAUAA
Teleopsis dalmanni is the source of this 1206-nucleotide messenger RNA. It is a transcript of the gene sna, whose product is annotated as protein snail. Gene Ontology annotation, molecular function: DNA-binding transcription factor activity, RNA polymerase II-specific; RNA polymerase II cis-regulatory region sequence-specific DNA binding. The transcript has a single exon. The record is from RefSeq and is a predicted model, not a curated record. Gene Ontology annotation, biological process: regulation of DNA-templated transcription. Bases 1 to 1206 code for a protein of 401 amino acids. Lineage: Eukaryota; Metazoa; Arthropoda; Insecta; Diptera; Diopsidae.